AUGACAGCUGUGGACCCUUCCUGGGUUGAGCAGAGCAUGGCAUUACAGACGGUUGCAGUUCAGUGCCAGUGGUGGCGUGCACGCAUAACGCCGUACAUAACUCUUGAUCUUCGAUCCAAUGGAAAUCCCUACUUAGUUAUGAAAGGCUUUCUCCGUGCACGCUUGGCGGCUUUGACCAUGCUUGUGCAACCUGCGUUGAUGGCGCUCGUCCAAAGGACCUACGAAACGUUUUGCUUUGGCGUCGGCAGCGAGCGACGGGGCAUGGCCCUUGUAAAACGGGCAAAGCCCAUUUGCACUCAGCAGCGCUUAUAA
Molecule: messenger RNA, 312 nt
Organism: Eimeria mitis
Lineage: Eukaryota; Apicomplexa; Conoidasida; Eucoccidiorida; Eimeriidae
Exons: 4
Coding region: 1-312 (103 amino acids)
Source: RefSeq, a predicted model, not a curated record